CUGAGCCGAACCGCCCCCCCCGGGCUGAUCUGAGCCGAACCAGGACACCGGAUUCCCUCCCCCUUUACCGGACAGCCAUGAGCCCCCGGCGCGGUCCCUCUCGGCCCGAGAUGCUGCCCGAGAUCGCUGCCGCCGUCGGGUUCGUCUCCGGCCUCCUGCGGACGCGGGGCUGCGUCAGCGAGCAGCAACUGCAGGUCUUCGGCGGGGCGCUGCGGGAGGCGCUGGCAGAGCACUACAAACACCACUGGUUUCCCGAGAAACCCUUCAAAGGCUCCGGCUACCGCUGCAUCCGCAUCAACCACAAAAUGGACCCCAUUAUCAGCAAGGCAGCGAGCCAGAUCGGACUCAGCCUCCCGCAGCUCUACCAGCUCCUGCCCAGCGAGCUCACGCUCUGGGUGGACCCCUACGAGGUCUCGUACCGCAUUGGGGAGGACGGCUCCAUCUGUGUCUUGUACGAAGCGACCGCCACGAAACCCGGGAGCUCCUACGGGAUGCUCACCUGUAAGAACCAGAUGAUGUUCGGUCGCACCAGCCCUUCCAAAAACUACAUCAUGACUGUCUCCAGCUAAAUCCUCCUCAUGUCCUUACACUGCCAAGACACGGGCUACUGUAUACCUCACCUGAGGAUCUAUUUUUAAAAUGAAGAGCUAUUUAUAUUUUUUAAGAAAAUCCAAGAAAAUCCAAAAUUAAAAUAUUGGGCACUGCUUCAGACAGGAGCAGUGCUUUCGGUGCCUUUUUUAAAGCUGUUGCAAGCUUAUGAGUUUUUAUUAUGAAGCCGAUAUCUACCUAAUUAGUGUUGGAUGGCAAUUGUCAUGGGCUGGCUCUCUCACUUGGGCAGCUUGGAAUGGAGGAAGAGGGGGAAGAGGCAGGCUGGGACGUGUGGCUGGUGUGGGGGAGAUCUCACCUCCUCCCUGCCCUGGUCCCCAGCAGUGUUGUCACCAAGUGUUGUGAUACUGCUAGGGAAGGGACAAGGGACAUCUUUCCUUCACCAGUUUCACUUCCCAGCUCAGCUGAUCUCUGGGGCCUGGAUAAAUCAUAAGGGGGAACCUUGCCCUGAGGGCUCGGUAAUGCUGGGGGCUCUGGGACCUCUCCUGCUCUUGCUUUUCUGGACCCACCCACUCUGAGUCCUGCAGCUCUGGGCUGCCCCCCCGGAGCACAAAGCGAGGGGCAGUGCAUGGCUGGUCUCCAACCCCCCCAUCUCCUGCCUGCUGCUGGGCUGAGGGGCCCUGGGGGUGUCCUCACCAUGUGAAACACCUGAGGCAGAGAUGUGGUGGUUGGGGAGCACCAGGCUGUGCCGUGGAGGUCCCCAGGAUGAAUACUGCAGACGCUGUGGUGGCACCGGAGUGCUCUUUGUUCCUGGUGCUCCCUGGUACCUGGCUGUCACCACAGCUGUCUGCACUGGGAGGGUGCUCCAGACCCUGAAAUCAGCUCUGAAUUACAAGGCCUGCCUGCUCUGGAGGGCUCAGACAUCCUGCCCGUGGCCUCUUGCGCAUAAAAAUUGCCUAAUCUGGUGCUGACGAGCUGCUGCGUCACUUCUCUGGAAGAGCUGAAGCAACUUGCCUUGUGCCCUAGAGGUUGGUGUCAGAUCCUCUUUUGCCUUCUCUCCUAAAAUCCCAAGGUAUUGGGGAUCUCUGCCCCCUGUGCUUGCUGCAGUUCCGAGGCUGGGGUGCUCAGGUGCUUUGGGGUCAGUGUUGCUUUUAAAUUCCCACCUCCUCUUCCCUCUCUUCCUCCCCUGGGUGCUCAGCAGGAGGCUGCCCCUGGGAGCUGGCUCAGCUGAGACCUUGCUGGGGGCACCACCUGGUUCCGAUCUCUUGGUACACAACUGUUUUGCACAAUUAACGCCUGGUCCUGUGCUUUGCCCCCUCAAGCAGAACUCCUCGUGGAGUCCCAGCGGUACUUGUAUUCAGGGAGACUUGCCUGAGCGUUGCUCAGGAUUUGGCCCUUAAACUGCUCUGGCUACUACAGGCUGGGUGGGAACCAGCAGUGCUGCCCC
This is a messenger RNA of Oxyura jamaicensis (ruddy duck), 1993 nucleotides long. It is a transcript of the gene BTG2, whose product is annotated as BTG anti-proliferation factor 2. The transcript is spliced from 2 exons. Lineage: Eukaryota; Metazoa; Chordata; Aves; Anseriformes; Anatidae. Gene Ontology annotation, cellular component: cytoplasm; nucleus. Gene Ontology annotation, biological process: negative regulation of cell population proliferation; negative regulation of mitotic cell cycle. The record is from RefSeq and is a predicted model, not a curated record. Bases 78 to 569 code for a protein of 163 amino acids.